AUGAAAGUUCCAACUCGAAGAACAAUUUGGAUGAAAGUAAACUUGUCACGAGUUCAAUCGGUGAUGAGAACGCAGCUAAACACAGUGAAAUCUGACUUGAAGGUAUCUGAAAGACACGAUCUUGCCAUGAUUUUUACGUGCGAAGUUUGUGAUACCAGUUCUGUGAAGACAGUUUGUUGUGAAUCGUAUGAUAAAGGCGUCGUGGUAGUUAGAUGUGAUGGAUGUAACAAUCUGCACCCGAUCGUUGAUCAAUUGAGGUGGUUCGAAGAACCUGAUAGCGCUGAGGAGUUUUUGGCUGCUUGUGGGGAAGAGUGA
Messenger RNA from Fraxinus pennsylvanica, 315 nucleotides. The record is from the annotation of a GenBank genome assembly. NCBI's taxonomy places the organism in Eukaryota, Viridiplantae, Streptophyta, Magnoliopsida, Lamiales, Oleaceae.